AUGAGCGAAGAAGAGGAUGCGGAGACGCUCGGCGGGGAUUUUGAUUUGAGAGCGUUCACGGCGCAGCUCGAGAGGGCGAUGUUGGAGGGUGGUGACGACGACGAGGGCGCGAUGACUUUGACAGCCACGAAAAGCGUUUCGGUGGUGCAAACGGAAGUGGUGGAUGAUGUAUCGAUGCUCGAGGAGGAGGAUGACGAGGAUGGUGGUUUCGAAUACGAGUUGGACGGCGCGAGCGAAGGCCCGCUCACUGGGCGCGAGUUAGCGCUGUUGUGCAUUAAAAAGUACGGCAAGGCACACGACAUGGCUAUCAAGCACGUCAAAAUGGGGUCCGGUAUGAAGCGGUGGGUUAGCCUCAAUCUUUACGUCGGGCAUCUCGGGCAAAGAUCUUACCCGCAGACGGAGGCGGAAUAUUUGGAACAACUAGACGUCAUCGCGUAUUUGAUCAACACUUGGUCGCAGGCAGACUACACGCGAGUAUUUUUCCGAGAGAAACCGAUCGCGCGACGAGGUUUACCAUCGCGUCCGCGCGUCGAUACGUGCGUCACGUUGCAGUUCGCGCGCAGCCCGACAUGGGACGACGAAUUAGGAGACGAAUUCUUCCCCUACUAG
Ostreococcus lucimarinus CCE9901 is the source of this 609-nucleotide messenger RNA. RefSeq lists its product with no specific name. The transcript has a single exon. The record is from RefSeq and is a predicted model, not a curated record. The coding region runs from base 1 to 609 and encodes 202 amino acids. NCBI's taxonomy places the organism in Eukaryota, Viridiplantae, Chlorophyta, Mamiellophyceae, Mamiellales, Bathycoccaceae.